Messenger RNA from Rhinopithecus roxellana (golden snub-nosed monkey), 5594 nucleotides. It is a transcript of the gene VPS37B, whose product is annotated as VPS37B subunit of ESCRT-I. Gene Ontology annotation, cellular component: ESCRT I complex. Lineage: Eukaryota; Metazoa; Chordata; Mammalia; Primates; Cercopithecidae. The transcript has 4 exons. Gene Ontology annotation, biological process: protein targeting to vacuole; ubiquitin-dependent protein catabolic process via the multivesicular body sorting pathway; protein targeting to membrane. The coding region runs from base 2822 to 3784 and encodes 320 amino acids. The record is from RefSeq and is a predicted model, not a curated record.
UGGGAUUACAGGCUUGAGCCACCGCGCCCGGCCGAGUGCUGUCUUUCAAGUGGUUGCAUGGGAGACCUGCACUUGCUGUGUGCUACCUUAACUGAGGACUUUUGAGGAAAUUCUGUUUGACAAUUGCUUUAAGGUCCAGUGUGACACCCUCCCUCAGAUUCAGUCUCUAGUGACUUUCUGCUGGAAGCACCUCUACUUCAUCAAGGAUUGGAGGCACUUAGCACUCAACAAACGUAACUCGCUUUUUCUUCCUCCACACUUUUUUACCUCCCUUAUUUGCCAGGCUUGCCUUUGAGUGAAUUUUGGCUUUUGGGGGGGUUGUGGGGGGCUCUCUGAUUCAUUCAACAGAUCUUCACUGAGUGGCAGACGUGUGCAAAGUGCUUAGGAUGCCAAAGGCAAGUGUGUCAUCUGUAUUUAGUGUUGGGACGGACAGUGACUGAGACACCAGAUUUUAUCUUCACUGAUGCAGAGGGUGGCUGCUGGUGUAGGCAGGAUGGUUAGGGACCUGCUUUCUCAGAACUGACCGGGAAGGGAUGGUUGGGGACCAGGCCAUUUGGGGCCUCACAGAUCAGGGCUGAUGAGUUUGGCUCCAUUUAUGCUGACUCAGUUUGAGGGUGGGAGCAUUCCUGUUUCUCAGAAUUCCUUGUGCCUAACUCCAGGCGUGGCAGAUGAUACUUGCUCAGUAAAUGUUUAUUGAGCAAAGAAUUGACUGAGAGUGAUGGAACACACACAACUGUGGGGCUGGGAGCAGGAGCACGAGGCCUGUCUCUCGGUGCAGCCUGGACCAGUUGCCCCCUCUCAUCCGCCAGGUGAGACCAGCAGGAAAAAGCCAUCUCAGCAGUGGUUGGUGGUUAUAUUUAUGGUUAAAUUUUAUUUCGAGAUGCUCGUAGUUUCACAUGCAGUUGUAAGAAUACAGAGAGAUCCUGUGUCGCCUUCUCCCAGCCGCCCCCUGGGGUAACAUCUGGUGAAAUUCAGUGCACUCUCAGCACCAGGAUGGGGCACUGAUACUGCCAGGACACAGAACAUCAGGACGGCUCCGUCCCCAUGCAAAUCCCUCAUGUCGGCCUUUUGUAGUACCCCCACACACCGCUAAUCUGUUCUCCAUUUUUGUGAUUUUGUAUUUCGGGGGUGUUGUGUGCAUGGGGUCGUGGAGUGAGGGGUCCUUUGGGGUUGGCUGUUUUCACUCAGUGUGAUUCCCUAGAGCGUUAUCAGUCCCGCCAGUCAAGUUUCUUCCUUUUGCUGCUGAGUGGUAUUUUGCAGCCUGGCUGGCCUGCAGCUUGUUUACCCAUUCACCUGUUAAAAGACACCUGGGCUGCUUCUAGAUUUUAGUUGUUACAAAUAAAUGUUGCUGUCAACAGUCCUGGGCAGGUUUUUAUUGAAUGUAAGUUCUCAUUUCUCUGAUAUAAAUGGCCAAGAGUACAAUUUCUGGGUCAUACGGUAGUUACAUAUUCAGCUUUAUUAAAAAGCGCCUAUUUUCCAGAGUGGCCAUACAGUAGUUUUUGUUUGCUCUUUUAAAUGUCUUAACAAUGGAAGAAAGAUGCUUCUGCUGGUCCGGCAUAGAAAGCCCAUGGAGAGCCGCCCGGUGGGUGGGGAAGGGGGUGUCGGGAGCCCCACUGCUUACCAGGAACCCGAGUGAAACUGGGUCUUUCCAGUCCCAAGAUUCUCCUUUUUUGCUAAAGGCAUCAGAAGAGAUGAAAGCAUUUCUACCACCCACAUUUCCGGGACACUCCUAGCUUUUACUUCAGAGUUGGGAGAGAGGUUUGAUUUUCACUGUCAUUUAAAUCCUAUCGGGUUUUCAGUGGAGCCUGAUCUUUAGGGCUCUGGGCGCAGCUGUUGGUCUGGAGAUGCAGAUCACUGUCUGCUGAACAGAGCCCUCCUCCUGGGGUUAGGGAUCUCCUGAUUGAGGCAUGGAUCCAAGGGCUUCUUUCUUUGUUCUCUGAUUCCCUGAGCCUCUUCCUUGUGUGUGUGGUGUGUGUGCAUUUGUGUGAGCGCACCAGGAACUAUGACAGCAAUCAAUGGGUAUGACUGGGGGUGGGGAGCAGAGGCAGCAUGGCCAGGAAUCUAUACUCCAGCUACCAAAAGGAAGGAAGUAGCAGCAAAAAUAGCCUGGGUGGGGUGGUAGAAAAUAUUAAGGGGAAAAUACGAUGGGUGGGGUUGAAGAAGGAGCUGCUUCAAGAGAAACAGACACACACUGGGUAAGGAAUCGCGUGCUGUUGAAACUGACGGUGUGGAAGGAAAGUGAGGUGGCAGUGGCUGGGCUGUGGUAGAGGAAGCCGAUCACCGGUGAGUGAAGAGGGAACUAGGGUACCCAUGCGUUUGUGUUUUUUAUGUAAACUUUGGCUAAGCUUUGCUAGGAGCGUUUUGCCUUUUUUUUUUUUCCUCAGACCUUCUACCACUGUCUUUCUCCCCUAAGUUCUGGGCAUGUGGCUUCUUCUCUACCUACCAGGGUAGCCUGUCAUUGCUUUAAAGGACAAAAUGAAACCCCUGAUGGGCAAAAUAUGUCUCCCCUCUUCCCCCAGCUUUUGGUCGGCUUUGCUUAUCCACCAACAGCUAGGAGCUAGAAGGCUCAGAAGAGCUGGGGUGGGCAUGGGAGAGAUGGAGGAAGCCCGGUGGCUGGAAACACAGUUCCUUCCCAGGGUCUCUUCAGCUUGCUGGUAGAACCUCUUAGCCUGCUUAUGAAGCCUGAAUUGACAUCAUGCCAACUGCUGAUGGCAUGCCAACUGCCGAUAAGUGGUUCUUUAACUUCCUCUGGAGCAGCAGAAACUUGUUUUGAAAACAAUCAAAUUCUAAAUCUUUACAGCUGUUGACUUCUACAAGCACAAUGGCCGUAGUAAGGAAUUCAAGUCACAGCGCAGCCGUGGCAGGGAAGGCUCUGUCUGCAUGGAGUCACAGGACAAAGCCUGUCCUGGAAACGUGCUGGAAGGAAGUCGGCCUCAUUCUUUGCGACGGGCAGCAGCUCCAAAUGAGAAACCAGGGGUUUGGCUCUGGGCCGGUAGCAUCUGCCUGGCAUGCGGUGCCAGCUGUGGAGACCAGUGAGACGCAGAAUGUUCAGCUUAACAAAGAAAUGACACUUGCCAGCAACCGGAGCCUGGCAGAAGGAAACCUUCUGUACCAGCCCCAGCUGGACACAUUGAAAGCACGCUUGACCCAGAGAUACCAGGAACUCCAGGUUCUCUUUGAAGCCUAUCAGAUAAAGAAGACCAAAUUAGACAGACAGUCUAGCAGUGCUUCCUUGGAGACCCUGUUAGCACUUCUUCAAGCAGAAGGGGCCAAGAUUGAGGAAGACACUGAGAACAUGGCAGAGAAGUUUCUGGAUGGAGAACUUCCUCUGGAUUCCUUCAUUGAUGUCUAUCAGAGCAAACGGAAACUGGCCCACAUGCGACGGGUGAAAAUCGAGAAGCUCCAGGAGAUGGUGCUGAAGGGGCAGAGACUCCCGCAGGCCCUGGCCCCGCUGCCCUCCAGGCUGCCCGAACUGGCACCUACCGCCCCGCUUCCCUACCCUGCCCCAGAGGCCAGUGGGCCCCCCACCGUUGCGCCUCGGCGCAUCCCCCCACCACCACCCCCAGUGCCUGCAGGACGCUUAGCCACCCCGUUUACUGCGGCCAUGAGCUCAGGACAGGCCGUGCAGUACCCAGGAUUACAGUGCCCGCCCCUGCCCCCCCGCGUGGGCCUCGCCACUCAGCAAGGAUUCUCUUCGCAGUUCAUGUCCCCGUAUCCGCCAGCUCUCCCCCAGAGACCCCCGCCCCGGCUCCCUCCGCACCAGCCGGGUUUCAUCCUCCAGUGAGCGCCGCGCAGCCCUUCCUGGGAGACUCCUUCCGCCUGCUGUGUUGUGCUCCGCACAUGGGAGGGAGGCUGGAGGUCCGCUCUGUGCCAAGGGCUCUGGGGCCCUGGGCCAGCGUGUCUGUCUGAUUUUAGAAGUGUAGGUCAGUGGUGAGUAGUAGCAGCCCAGGCUUUGGGCAACGAGGCAGUUGUGUGUGCCGGGUUGCAGCCUGACACCUGUGCGUCGCAUUGGUUUGCAUUCUCCGUGUGAUUUCGAAGUAUCUUAGCGUUGAUGAACUCGUAUUUGGGAAGAAACAAGGCCUCUCCCCCGUUCCCAUUUAGAAUCUUGGUCCUGCCAUUGCAGUUUUAUUUAACGAGCAUGGUUCAUAAUACUUAUUUUAUUUUCGAAAGUCCUAUGUGUCUCACCCACCGGCCACUGCAGCCCUGGUGAGGGCGGGUUGGCGCCGGCCGGCCUGGAAGAGCGCCGUGGCCGGCCACCACCUGCGGCUGCGUUGUUGCUCACUGACUGCUGGGGAGAGGUCGUAAUAGUCCCGCCUGACCUGGGGAGAGGUCAUCGUAGUCCCUGCCUGACCUGGCUGCUGCUCUUGCUUCAGAGCCACAAGCAAAGUUUGCACUGGGCCCACUGCCGAGUCCAGAGGCCGGAGAACGGUCGCCGGUGUGGGAGGGGACCGCACGAGCGGGACUUGCACAGCAAAUUGUGUCCCCUGCUCCUCCUCUCCCUCCUGCCUCGAGCCGGCCCUGAAGGUUUCUAUGAAGAAAUAAUCCCCCAAUAUUUUUACUACGUGUGUGAUUUUCCUGUUUUAUAUUGAAAACACUUUUUUGACACUCCCAAGACCAUUCAGGGAAAUUUUAUAGAAAAUGCAGAUACUGUCUUGAGCAGAUUGAAAUGCUGAUGGAAGUGGAUGUGAUUUCCUUCCGUGCAAGCAGUGCACGGUCCCACCCUCGGGUGUCCGUGCUGUGCCUUAGCUUCCCCAGGUGCCAGGACUUUACACCUGCUAGGGGCUGGGCAGGGCCCCGGCUCUGCUUUCUCUGAAGGGCUUGUCCAAGUUCAUUGCCCUGUUACAGGUGGUCAAGACAUCCGGCCACCUUGACCCAGGCUACCCUUAGCCAAUAUCCUCUGCCCCUGGCUGGCUGGUGGCUCAGGGUGGGCAGCGUUAGGGGUCUGGUGAAAGCCCACCCCAUGGAAUUGAGGGACAGGGCUACACUCCGACCGCCUGUACCUGCUCUUCCCUCCACCCCUGUGGGACCUCAUCUUCACGUGCCAUGUGUGCUGAAGGCCCAGGCCAAGCAGGGGGCAGUGGCACCUGUUGACAGAAAAGGCCCAGGUGCUCACCGGUGGACCUUCUGGCCUGCCUCUCCCCUGUCACUUGUCAGGCAUCCAGGGCCCUGACCUGUGCCUAGCCGCCAGGGUGACAGAAGGCAGAACUGAAGCGGGAUCUGUCCCAGUGGGCCACGGACCAGGCCACUGCCUUUUGUCCUCAGUGACUGUACAUUCCUGCUCUUGGACUUGAACUCUACUGUAACUGUUUUCUUAAAAGAAAUGAAGCUGUACGGGAUGAUUCACUGCCAUGCCAGUCAGGCGGGCUUGCCAUGUUCUGUGAAUCUCGAUUGAGCGGUGCCACCCGCCCCCAUACCUCCACCAGCGGCCGCUGUCGGGGAUGCCACAGCCUGGCCACGGUCGCAGCCAAACGUGAGCUCGGCAUUGGAGUUGCAAAGGGCCCCCUGACCGGGCUCGCCAUCGCUGUUCAGGGCCGUGUACGGUGCUGUGGCUGUAAAGCUGUAGGACCCUUUUUAAUAAAUAGAGAAUUAUUAAU